UAAAUGGACAGAGGCAAUAGGAAGACCAAAGAUAAUAAGAGAGCGAGCAAAGAAAAAACACCAAAAGGCAGCAAGAAACAGAAAGUUAAAGAAUCUCAAGAACGCUCAAUGGCACCACAAGAGGAGGAAAAACAUCCCCAAAGAAAUAUGGAGGAAGAAAAAGAGCCUAAGCAACAGAACCAAGAGAUAACCAAUAUCUCACAUUUCGAGAUACCUUCAUCAAACACUAGAGCUCAGCAAGAUCAAAUUAAAUAAAAUGGAAAUGCCAGACUUCACCGAAGAUCAUGCAGACUUCGGAACAUUCGAACCAAUGCUUUACCAAAUGGAGCACGACGAGGACUCUGAAGGAGAAGACGGCAUCCACGAAAUCGAAGGUGAUAUGAUGGAAGAAGAUGAUCUUGAAAAUGAGAAACUUCCAGAAGAAGGACAAAGAAAUAUUCCUCAAGACUUUGGCAGUUUAGGAGCUCCAGGGGGAAUGCAAGACUCGCAUCCUCAAAUACCACAAAGAUUUAGGGCAAUCCAAAUGUCAAGAGCUAUCAGAAGAAUGGCAGAGAGAUAUUCAAGAGGUAGAGGCCGUGGGAGGAACAGAAGAGCUGAUGAAAAUUCAAUCAAAUUUGACAACUUAUUCGCACAACUACAGACCCAAAAUAUUGACGAACUUAAAACCAAUAUUGCUCUUCUCAACACUGAAAUCUGAAUGAGUAAUGAAAGCAUGAAGAGAGCUAUGCGGCCUGAAAGAUUUGUCAAACCUUUGCUGACACAUCUUGAGAAUGGAUUAGACUCUGCUUUAAUGCUAUCCUGCUCAAAUUGUUUGCUCACCAUUAUUGACAUCUUUCCAGAAGUUUCAGAAACCAUUAUUGCCCAGAAAGGACUCAAAAUCCUAGAAGAAAAGGGAAAGAACUUCGAAUACAUAGAUGUAGCUGAAGACUGUGUUAAGUUAUUGGAUAAAAUUGCUGAUACAUGUCCUGGAGAAGUCUGGAGCACAGGCUGUGGAUCUCACUUCCUUAGCUUCAUGGACUUCUUUGAUAUGAACGUUCAGAAGAUCAUCAUGGAUCUUACUUUGAAAUGAAUCAGAGAAUUCUGUUCCCUCAGACAAUGGAAUGAUGAGGUCAAGCAAUGUGUGUCCUUGAUAAUAAACAAGUGUUCGAGGCUUGGAUUUGGAGAUGGAGAAAUGCUGAUUAAAAAUCUAGAAUGCCUCUCGAUGUUUCUCAAAAGAUUGAUAGAUUGCAGAGAAGAAGAGUUCCACUCAGAUAGUCAAAAUUCUGAUGGCCCUAUUCUCAAUUCAAGAUUACUUAUUGAAACUUUUAAGCUAAGAAAUCCCCAUCUAUUUAAAAGUUCUGGAAGUAAACCAGGACCUAAAGUUCUAAAGAUUUAUGAUGAAAUUUUUGACGACCAGACUUGCAUUGUCAACUUCAUGGAUAUGCUGAAAGGAUCCCCAGGAAAGGACAAUGUUGAUCUUACAGACCAGAAGGUUAAGCAAUCCCAAAUGAUUAUUUUCAAUAUUCUCAAUAACUGCACUAGCUGCUCAACCAAGAUUUGAGCCACUGUUCUCAAGAAUGGCUUCCUUGAUAUUAUCCUCCAUUGGAUGAGUCCUAAAAACAAAAUAGCAGGAGCUUUUGAAGAUAAAGUAAAAAAUGACUCAGAAUUUUCUGAAAACGAAGACUUCAAGCUUGGAGCUGGAGGAACUGCAACAACUGGCUACCAUAUGAACAAAAAGAAUGCAAAUGCAAAGAUCAGAGAUAUGAUUGACUCAGAAACUAAAAAUAAUGAAAAACAAAUUCUGAACCUUCUAUCAACUUUACUCUCAUUAGACAUUUUAAAGAAGCAAGAUUUAACACCAGAGGAACAAGACUGCAAAGAUGUGCUACUUAACAGAGAUAUUCAGUCAAAACUCGGAAUAUUCGGCUCAAACUACCUAAACAACUUCGUCAACCUCCAAAGCUGCUCCUCAACCCCCAUAAAACCAUCAAACUCCCUCAAAGAGAAGCAAAGACUGCUCGAAAUCCUCAACAAAAUCAUAAUCCUCAUCCACCCCCAAGUACUCUCUGAGACCAUCAACCCUCUUAUAAUCGCUCGGCAGCUUCGGUCCUUCCUGAACAGCUCGAACGGGUACCACCCUUCCAAAAUGAGCUUCCACUCGAACUCUCUGGCUGACAGAGUUGUAGAACAGAAGUAUAUUUAUUUGUGCAUGAAGGUUAUUAAGAAUAUACUGAAGAAGACUAAGAAUAGGGAUAUUGAUUUUUGAGUGCCUAUGAUUAGAGAAGGAAUUUUGAAGAACAUUGAAACCGUGAUCGGCCAAGGAAAUAAUGAAGAGGAAAAAGAAAAGUCUUCCCUGCCAAGUAUUGACUACAUUACUUCACAAAUUUCAUCCCGUCCCUCUCAAGCACCAAGUUUAAUGAAUGCACAAAGAUUUGGAAAUAGAAGAAAUUUUGAUGGAAUGAGAGACCCCUUCUCUGAUUUCAGUGAUUCAAGAGUGAAUCCUCUAGCAGCGAAACUUAAGGAAUUCAAUGACACUAAACUCAAGCUCAAAAAGAAGGUUCUUCCAUUUAUUAAGAAAGAGCUUGAAAAUGCAAACUAUAAAAACGAGCCAUUCUUUGAACUCAAAAGAAUUGCUAGAUGCUUAACGAAUGAACAGAUCAGCUCUACGCUAUGUAAAGAAGCACUUAAUAGGCUCAGCCAGUUACUCAUUGAGCAAGGCAUGACCUAUUAUGAAGCUACAGAGUCGAAUAUAAUCGAAAGUUUACACAAAUUUGUGAUCAGAAGAGAUGAAUUUAUGGGAAAAGAGAAGUCCCUUUGGAAUAGGAUCCACAUCUUUAUAGAUGAGUUUGCUGAAAACCAAAAGGGGCUCACCCAAUUAAUCCAAAACUUGCAUAACCUUAUAAACGAUGAUGAGUCUAUUGAAGAUCUCCAUGUGAGUGAUAAUAAGAGACACCCUUUUCUGAACUACAGCAGAUGGAAUGAAACACUCCAAGUAGAGAUUAUCUGUGAAUACGAGUCAUUCCAAGAACCCACAAAGAAGCCUACCCCAAAUUUACCAUCCUUCCUUAGCGCAUUUGAUCAGAGUAUGUCUCAGUAUGAGAACCAAGAAGGGAUGAAGCCACCUCCAAAGAAGGAACAGGAGCUUGACUCAGAAGGCAAAAUGAAACAAAGAGAUGAAACCUUUAAGAAAAUGAGACCUUUUAGAGUAAUAAUACCUUCUGAGUACAAAAUGAAGGCUAUUCUUAGAAAUAUUAUGGCGAACCUCAAGAACGCAGACUCAAAUAGACUUAACAUGAGAGGAAGAGGUCUUUCAGGAAUUAUUGGACGCAACCAAAUUAGAACUUUAAACAAUCUCUCUGAUGACAGAAUGCAAAACACUAGUCACCUAAUCAUAGAAGACCAUGUCCCAGAUCACCCGGACGAAGAUAAUGAAGGAGAAGACCACAGAGACGAGAUGAUGGAAGGAGAAUUUGAUGAUGAAGAUGAAUCAGAUUCCGAAUUACAUAGACCAGGUGAAGAGACUAAACAAGACUUUGUAAUCAAACUUCUUCCAAACCAAGUUGAAAAUGAUGGAAUUGACUUAAACAUCUCUGUUGAAGAUUGGAUCAAAAGAAGAAUCAAAGCAUGCAAACCACCAAAGAUAUUGGAUAAAGUUUUCAGUGAAAAGAUUUUUAUGCCACCAAAUAUACUAAAAUUCACUAUAUCAGAAAAUAUUCCCAAAGAUGACAAGGCUGAAUCAGAUGAAGAAAUUAUAGGUGAAUCUUCAGAUCUCGCUGUGGUUAAUGCUAAGAUUGAAAGAGGUUACUCUCUCUACAUCAAGAAUGAUAAGUACAAGAAAUCUCUCCAAGACAAAGAGCUUGAAAGGGUCAUCCAACGAGAUAUACAAUCUAAUGAAAAGAUCCAAGAGCAACUUGGUGACAGUUGUAAAUUACUAGAACUAAUGAAAUUUAUUUUCCUUCUGAAAUCAAAUAACUUUAAAGCAAUACUGAAAUCUCACUAUGACUCUUGAAUGACUAAGAACUUGCAGAGCAAUUUUGCAACAAAAUUUAACCUAAAAAGAGGGAAGUUCAAGUCUCUUUUUGUUAAUCCAAAGAUAGAUUCUCUCAUAAGGAAAUACCUUGUCUCUAAGUUCAACUCUGAUUACACUAACAGUAAAGAUGAUGCGCUAAUUGAAAUCGUACAGCACUUCCCGAUGAUGUACGAAUUCAAGACCAGAAAUAUCUUCUUCAAGCUCACUGCUUUUGGUGAGAUUAGGAAUAAGUAUUAUGCUUCUGAGCUAUUCACAAGAGCUAAUUCCAAUAAUGAAGGAGGUCUUAGCCUGUCUAGAAGAAGACUUGACGUACCUAGAGAUAAUAUCUUAAAAGAUGCUUAUGAGAAGCUUGAAGACUUACAGUCAGACCCAUCUUUCUUAGAGUUCAGGUUUGAUGAAGAAGUGGGAACUGGGCUUGGUCCAACUCUUGAAUACUAUGCUCUUAUUGGAAAAUACAUCAAAGAAAAUACAAAAUUAUGGAAAAAGACAUCAGACAACUCCUUGUAUCCAAAGCCGCUAGACUACAAACUUUUAAAGAAUAAACAAAAGAGAAAGAUAGAGCAGUUCUUCGAACUGGUAGGUACUAUCAUUGCAAGAUCUUUAAUGGAUGAAAGACUUAUUGAUCUCCCUAUUUCAGUUGUCUUCUGGAAACUUGUGUUUUCAGAAACAGCUAUCCUGGAUGAUGUCAACAAGAUUGAUAAGGAUUUCUACAAAGGACUAAAAUUCGUGCAACAAUAUAUUGACAGAGAAGACAAAAUCAAGGCAAAUGCUACAGUUCCAAGACUUGUAAAGGAAAAAUACAAUAAAGAAUGUGAAGACCUCCAAUGUGAAGGAAACCAAUCUCAGUCGGAAGAAGAUGAACAAGAAUGAUCCAUAGAAAAUUUAUGCAUGAGCUUUGUUCUCCCAGGGGAGGAAGAGAUAGAACUAGUGGAGAAUGGAGUUGAUGUGACAGUUACAAGCAAGAAUAUGAGAGAAUAUAUUAGAAGCUCACUAAACUGCCUUUUUAACGACUCAGUAAAGCUUCAAGUCAAUGCUUUCAGAAGAGGAAUCAAUAGUGUUUUUAGAAUAGAUGCACUAAAAUGCUUCCUUCUCGAAGAGCUAGAAGGCCUCAUUGGAGGAGAAGAGAGCCAUGAAAAUGGAUUAGAAAAAUGGAACAAAACUUUAUUAGAACAUGUCAUCCCAGACCAUGGCUACAAUGAAGAAAGUCCCGCCUUCACUAAUUUCAUCCAAUAUAUGACACAUCUAAAUAAAGAACAGCUAAGAAACUUUCUAUUGUUCAUCACAGGAUCACCUAGACUUCCUUUAGGAGGUUUAAAGAGUUUGAGGCCAAAACUCACAGUGGUGAAAAGGACUUGAGAAGAAGGAUGCAACCCAGAUGAUUUCCUACCUUCAGUAAUGACUUGCCAAAACUAUGUGAAACUUCCAGAAUACUCAUCACUUGAAGUUCUGACAGAAAGAAUGAACUAUGCAAUCAAAGAAGGAACGAAUAGCUUUGAUCUAUCUUAAUUCCUGUAAUCUU
Molecule: messenger RNA, 5528 nt
Organism: Moneuplotes crassus
Lineage: Eukaryota; Ciliophora; Spirotrichea; Euplotida; Euplotidae
Source: the annotation of a GenBank genome assembly